Molecule: messenger RNA, 1258 nt
Organism: Cariama cristata (Red-legged seriema)
Lineage: Eukaryota; Metazoa; Chordata; Aves; Cariamiformes; Cariamidae
Gene: MKLN1
Product: muskelin 1, intracellular mediator containing kelch motifs
Exons: 8
Cellular component (GO): cytoplasm
Molecular function (GO): protein binding
Source: RefSeq, a predicted model, not a curated record
CUUUUUUUGUUCUUACAGAUGUGUAUGGAUUCUGAAAAACACAUGAUAUAUACCUUCGGAGGCAGAAUUCUGACCUGCAAUGGCAGUGUUGAUGACAGCAGAGCCAGUGAACCGCAGUUCAGUGGAUUGUUUGCUUUUGACUGCCAGUGUCAGACAUGGAAACUUCUGAGAGAGGAUUCCUGUAAUGCUGGACCUGAGGAUAUUCAGUCCCGAAUAGGACACUGUAUGUUGUUCCAUUCUAAAAAUCGCUGCUUAUAUGUAUUUGGUGGCCAGAGAUCGAAGACAUAUUUGAAUGACUUCUUCAGUUAUGAUGUAGACAGUGAUCAUGUGGAUAUCAUAUCCGAUGGCACCAAGAAAGAUUCAGGGAUGGUUCCAAUGACAGGUUUCACUCAAAGGGCUACCAUUGAUCCAGAACUGAAUGAAAUCCAUGUCUUAUCAGGGCUCAGUAAAGACAAGGAGAAGCGGGAAGAGAAUGUAAGGAAUUCCUUCUGGAUUUAUGACAUUGUGAGGAACAGCUGGUCUUGUGUCUAUAAGAAUGACCAAGCAGCAAAAGAAAAUCCGGGUAAAAGCCUUCAGGAAGAGGAACCCUGCCCAAGGUUUGCCCAUCAGCUGGUGUAUGACGAGUUGCACAAGGUUCAUUACUUAUUUGGAGGGAAUCCUGGUAAGUCCUGCUCUCCAAAGAUGAGAUUAGAUGAUUUCUGGUCUCUGAAGCUCUGUCGACCCUCAAAGGAAUACCUACUAAGACACUGCAAAUACCUCAUAAGAAAGCACAGAUUUGAAGAAAAAGCUCAGACUGACCCUCUUAGUGCACUGAAGUACCUGCAGAAUGAUUUGUAUGUAACUGUGGAUCACUCGGACCCCGAGGAGACAAAAGAGUUUCAGCUUCUUGCCUCAGCAUUAUUUAAGUCUGGCUCGGAUUUCACCACUCUUGGAUUUUCAGAUGUUGACCACACAUACGCGCAGAGAACUCAGCUGUUUGAUACACUAGUCAACUUCUUUCCAGACAACAUGACCCCUCCUAAAGGCAACCUGGUGGACCUCAUCACACUGUGACGGAGCAAUCACUGGACAUGUGGAAGAGGGGAAAAGCAUCCAUUUUCAGUAUUUUAAUUUUUUUACUGCAUUGAUUGACUGCUGGGAUGAAGUAAUAAAGUAACCCCUAGGUGUUUGAAAGGGGUUUUAUACUUGUAUGGUGAAUCCCUGAAGCUUUUCCCUUGGAGUAGGUUAAUAAAAUGUAACUGACGUACUUAUGACUAAA